AUGAAUCUUUCCUUGGCCAUCAGUCACACGCUCUCUGUCAUCGCCACACCCGCUUCUGACGACCCAAUUUUACAAUGCAACGACCAGCUCCUCGACCUCCUUUUCAAUGAAACUGAUGAAGCCCUAGAGCUAGCAGAUGCAAAGCUACAUGUUUUUCCUUUCAAGGAUGUCAAGAUCUGCUGGCGUCGACUGUACACUGACGCGUCUAUCAUCAAGGCGUGUUUUGUCAUCAUCAAAAACCGCGAAUUAAGCCAACAAACUCGCAAGUCUGGUGCUAAAAUUGACAUUCCCCUACUUAUACAAGAGGUAAAAUGUCUGAAAGAAUCAAGAAUCAACCACCGGGCCACUUGGGUGUCCGAGGUUGUACAUAUCCUGGACAAGGCUUUGAUUAUGACGGGCGCACCGACACGGGAGAAGCUCAUCGAGUCAUUGCUAUCCACAUUGCAGAAUGCUACAGAGGAGACAGAAGAUGAUGAUAUGCAUAAGUAUUCCGAUCCACCGCAGAAGCGAAGGAAGCUAUCAUCACCUCUCUUCCCGCCACAAUCUCUCCCUGAACCACGUCUAGAGCAUCCAAUCCCGCGCGUAUCAUCGCCAUCCUUCGAAUCCAUUCAGAAUCAUAUCCAAGAUGUCCGCACUCCGCUCAUCAUAACCGAUGAUGUGAAACACUGGCCUGCCAUGUCAACGCGAACCUGGAGCUCUCGCGAUUACUGGUGGGCUCGUACGUUCAACGGUAGUAGGCUCGUCCCGGUCGAAGUGGGCAGAUCGUAUACAGACGAGGAAUGGGGCCAGAAGAUCAUGGAGUUCAGAGAAUUUGCCGAACGGUAUCUCUGGCACGGUCAGGCACAUAAUGAUACUGACGCUUCCACGGGUGAUGGGGAGACUGGAUACUUGGCCCAGCAUGACCUUCUUGCCCAGAUACCAGCUCUGCGGAAUGAUAUCAGCAUUCCAGAUUACUGCUAUAUUGAUCCCCCAGGGCCAGAGCCGGGUACGCCGGUAUUCCUUAGCAAGCAGCGCGACCGCGAAGCGGCAUUAGCCAAGCAGUCUGACCAGGAUCUGCCAGCCACGGGCUGUGAAGAUGAAGAUGAAUCAGCUACAGGCUCGGUCUUGGGUCUUCCUAGUAACCCCAUUAUCAAUACAUGGAUCGGUCCAGCAUGGACUAUUUCACCGCUUCAUCAUGAUCCUUACCACAACAUCCUUGUCCAGGUGGUGGGGACCAAGUACAUCCGAUUAUACUCGCCGCACACGCCCGCAGAGCAGAUUCAUCCCCGGUGCAAGGAAUUGGUUACUUCAAGCGAGAAGGAGACGCACGGCAUGGGACCUGGGUCUGAAUCCGCAUCAACGAAUGAAGAGUCUGACGGUCAGAAAUUGAUCGACAUGUCGAAUACAUCCAAAGUCGACGUGGCUGCGAUUGAGCUGUCCCCUGCUGAAGCUGAACAGUGGGAGGAGCUGUGGCCUGGGUUUAUGGAGGCGAAGUAUGUUGAGACUGUUCUCCAUGCGGGUGAGAGUUUGUACAUCCCCGUUGGAUGGUGGCAUUAUGUGCGUGGCUUGCGUGCUGGGAUUAGUGUCAGUUUUUGGUGGGAAUAA
Messenger RNA from Penicillium taxi, 1584 nucleotides. Its product is annotated as putative JmjC domain protein. The record is from RefSeq and is a predicted model, not a curated record. Gene Ontology annotation, molecular function: 2-oxoglutarate-dependent dioxygenase activity. The transcript has a single exon. NCBI's taxonomy places the organism in Eukaryota, Fungi, Ascomycota, Eurotiomycetes, Eurotiales, Aspergillaceae. The coding region runs from base 1 to 1584 and encodes 527 amino acids.